AUGAUGGAAAGCAUCCAGACAGGAGUGGUCAAAUGUGGCGGCUAUCGGUACGACGAUGGAACGCGUUACAUUGGUGAUUGGAAUCAGCGAGGCCAGAAACACGGCAUGGGCUCGAUGAUGUUCUCCGACGGGACCCGCUAUGAUGGAGCUUUCAGCAACGGUGUAUGCUCCGGGCUUGGCGUGAUGUGUUUUCCCGACGGAGCAAAGUAUGAGGGCGAGUUCAUGCAGGGCUGGUUCCACGGUCAUGGUGUAUUCUGGCGGGCAGAUGGCAUGAAAUACGAAGGCGAAUUCCGCGGAGGACGUAUCUGGGGCCUGGGACUGAUCACGUUCAGCGAUCAGAGCCACGGAUUCCCACGCAACGAAGGCUUUUUCCAGGACUGCCGGUUAGUGCGGAAAAAGCGCUGUCCAGACGUCAUUAAUCGGGCGCAGAAAGUGGCCUUAAUGGCUCGGGCCCAGUGCGAUCAGGGUAACUAACAACAGCUUUAGUCAGAAACGGCAAUGAUUCAUUAUCCGGAUAAAGCGACAGCCGAUUAUUACAGGGGGUUUGUGCGUUAUAGUUGUUAUUUGUUCUGUUUUUUUGAACACUUUUAUUAGUAGCCAUUGCCAGGUGUAGAUGUAUGUACAUAAGAACCAGUUUACGGUUGAAGAUGUUGUAUUCAUCUAAUAAAUUUUACC
Anopheles nili is the source of this 675-nucleotide messenger RNA. It is a transcript of the gene rtp, whose product is annotated as MORN repeat-containing protein 4 homolog. NCBI's taxonomy places the organism in Eukaryota, Metazoa, Arthropoda, Insecta, Diptera, Culicidae. The record is from RefSeq and is a predicted model, not a curated record. The transcript has 3 exons. Bases 1 to 474 code for a protein of 157 amino acids.